AUGCUGUACCAACUUGCUUGUCUAUUGGUUCUGUUAUUUGCCAGUGAUAGGUCUUCCCUCAUUCCAAACGUCAAUGCGCAAGGAUGCACAAAAGAUAUGAGCUGGACAUCCGGACAAAGUACAUUCGGUAGUGAAGUACUUGGUGAUAGCCUUACGCUUUAUAACAAUGUCUGGGGAGCCAGCUCGGCGUUGUCUUCUAGUUCUCAAAGUGUUAAAUGCAAGUCAUACUCGGCAGGAACAAUCAGCUGGUCUACCACGUUCGACUUCACUUCGAGCAGCUCAAGUUUGGAUACUCAGGUGAAAUCUUACUCUAAUGUGGGUUGGGCUGGCACACCAGUCAAGAUAUCAAGCUUGAAAAAAUUCUCCACUUCAUGGAGCUGGAGUUUGAGCGCAGCAUCAUCUAAUUUAGUCGCCGAUGUGUCUUUGGAUAUCUUCACCUCUUCUUCUGCCAGUUGCUCAGGACAAUCGGGAGGAUGUGCAACUCAUGAGAUCAUGAUAUGGUUAACCACAAAAGGGGGUGCAGCUCCUGCUGGUUCAAGCACAGGAAAAACUGUGACAGUCGGAAGCUAUUCAUUUGAAGUUUGGACAGGUGUAGUAGGUGUACCAGUGAUUUCUCUUGUCCCGACCGGUGGAAAGUCGUAUACAAAUUUCAAUGCCGAUCUUAUCUCACUUUUUUAAACUGGCUUGAAAAGCUUUGGACUCAGUAAUGCUGAGUACGGAAUGCGAGGUGUGUCAAAGUGA
Melampsora larici-populina 98AG31 is the source of this 741-nucleotide messenger RNA. Lineage: Eukaryota; Fungi; Basidiomycota; Pucciniomycetes; Pucciniales; Melampsoraceae. The record is from the annotation of a RefSeq genome assembly.